AUGGCCUCAAUGUACAAGAGUAGUGAUGCUGGCAAUUUGGACAUGCCAAAGAAACCGUGGGUAAAAAGAGAAGAAAACAAAUACGGAUGGUACGGUGCGUCCACAGGUUUGGGGCCGAGAGUUUCCAAUAAACUUUCCGUAUCUCCGUUCCGGAAAGAGGAGCUCAAAGCUAAGCACCGGGCUGGCUCCCAAGAGCUGAGACUGCGAAGUGGCCGGGGCCGGAGAGCCGGUGGUCCUCAAGGGGCACGCACCGAGGCAGCCCACAGGCAAAGGAAGCUUCCGACUCGCCUACGCCCGCUAUGGUCCCGGGUUUAUACCACUUACUGCGCUCUCAAUCCCUCGCAGCCGUCGGCAAUGCAGAUUAGGACCUUUGACCACCGGGUCUUAAGCACCCAAAGGAAAAGACUCCGCACCCCUGUUCCGCGUCUUCAGCGAGCAGACGCAGAAUCCAACAGAGACAGCACAGACAACUGGCAAAUCAGCGGGGUGAAUUUCAUUGUGAGUGACUCUGGAGCACAUGUUUUAAAUUCUUGGACUCAAGAAGACCAAAAUUUACAGGAGCUAAUGGCAGCAUUAGCUGCUGUUGGGCCUCCUAAUCCUCGGGCAGAUCCAGAAUGCUGCAGUAUUCUGCAUGGUCUUGUUGCAGCAGUGGAAACGCUUUGCAAAAUUACUGAAUAUCAACAUGAGGCUCGUACUUUACUCAUGGAGAAUGCAGAACGUGUUGGAAAUAGAGGACGAAUAAUCUGCAUUACUAAUGCAAAAAGUUUCUCUUUAAGUCUCAUGCAGAUUCAAAAAUGUGAGUUGGUCUUGAUCCACACCUACCCAGUUGGUGAAGACAGCCUUGUAUCUGAUCGUCCUAAAAAAGAGUUGUCCCCAGUUUUAACUAGUGAAGUUCAUAGUGUUCGUGCAGGACGGCAUCUUGCUACCAAACUGAAUAUUUUAGUACAGCAACAUUUUGACUUGGCUUCAACUACUAUUACAAAUAUUCCAAUGAAGGAAGAACAACAUGCUAACACAUCUGCCAAUUAUGAUGUGGAACUACUUCAUCACAAAGAUGCACAUGUAGAUUUCCUGAAAAGUGGUGAUACCCACUUAGGUGGCAGCAGUAGAGAAGGCCCGUUUAAAGAAACGAUAACUUUAAAGUGGUGCACACCAAGGACAAAUAACAUUGAAUUACACUAUUGUACUGGAGCUUAUCGAAUUUCACCAGUAGAUGUAAAUAGUAGACCUUCUUCCUGCCUUACUAAUUUUCUUCUAAAUGGUCGUUCUGUUUUGUUGGAACAACCACGAAAGUCGGGUUCCAAAGUCAUUAGUCAUAUGCUUAGUAGCCAUGGAGGAGAGAUUUUUUUGCAUGUCCUUAGCAGUUCUCGAUCCAUUCUAGAGGAUCCACCUUCAAUUAGCGAGGGAUGUGGAGGAAGAGUUACAGACUACCGGAUUACAGAUUUUGGUGAAUUUAUGAGGGAAAACAGAUUAACUCCUUUUCUAGACCCCAGAUAUAAAAUCGAUGGAAGUCUUGAGAUCCCUUUGGAACGAGCAAAAGAUCAGUUAGAAAAACACACCCGUUAUUGGCCUAUGAUUAUUUCACAAACCACCAUUUUCAACAUGCAAGCGGUAGUUCCAUUAGCCAGUGUUAUUGUGAAAGAAUCUUUGACAGAAGAAGAUGUGUUAAACUGUCAAAAAACAAUAUACAACUUAGUUGAUAUGGAAAGAAAAAAUGAUCCUCUACCUAUUUCCACAGUUGGUACAAGAGGAAAGGGCCCUAAAAGAGACGAACAGUACCGUAUCAUGUGGAAUGAAUUAGAAACCCUGGUCAGAGCCCAUAUCAACAACUCGGAGAAACAUCAAAGAGUCUUAGAAUGUUUGAUGGCAUGUAGGAGCAAACCCCCAGAAGAAGAAGAACGAAAAAAACGAGGAAGAAAGAGGGAGGACAAAGAGGACAAAUCAGAGAAAGCAGUGAAAGAUUAUGAACAGGAGAAACCUUGGCAAGAUUCAGAGAGAUUGAAAGGAAUCUUAGAACGUGGAAAAGAAGAGUUGGCUGAAGCUGAAAUUAUAAAAGAUUCCCCUGAUUCCCCAGAACCUCCAAACAAAAAGCCCCUUGUUGAAAUGGAUGAAACUCCACAAGUGGAAAAAUCAAAAGGUAAGUUAUAACUUAAGGUAAGGUAAGGUAACUAUGUAAAUUUUUUUCUAAUUAAAUUUAAUUUGGUAUAGUGUUAUUUAAUUUUGUUGUAUCUUUGGGGAAGAGCUCCUAAGUAUUGCUGGAUUUUGUUUAGGAGAUUCUCUGUUUAUAGCCUUGGAAGAUAUAGGUAGUAAAUAUAUUUGUCAGUGGUAAAAAAAUAAAAGUCAUGUUUUAUCUCCAUUAAUGUGAAGCCUUUGGAAAGUUAGCAGUUUUACUAUAAAGUUUAUGCUAUAAGAAAUUCUAAAUAUGUAAAUUUGAAUCUGGUUAUGUUCCUGAUACUAUCCUAAGUACUAGGUUACUGAAGACAGAUUCCACUUCUGCUAGUCUCUAAACUGUCUUACUUAUAGGCUGAGAAGUUUAGUUUCCUCAUGUGUUUAUUAAAGAUAUGAUUCAGAAUUGAGAGUUCCUGAAAUCAUUCGAGGUCCUAGUGAUCUUGAGGGUAAACUAGGUUUAGGUUUAGUCCUUUUAGGAUUCAUGGAAAAUGGUAUGCCAUCAUCAAACUGAUGUUUUGCUACUGUGCCUCUUCUAAGGCCAUAAAGAUUUCAGGGCUGGCCAUAUUACCAUUACUGGCAGUUCAACCUAGGGAGAAGUUGAGCUUGUUUGCUUUUAUAUAUUUUUGUCAUAGUA
Messenger RNA from Ictidomys tridecemlineatus (thirteen-lined ground squirrel), 2803 nucleotides. Lineage: Eukaryota; Metazoa; Chordata; Mammalia; Rodentia; Sciuridae. The record is from RefSeq and is a predicted model, not a curated record.